Molecule: messenger RNA, 327 nt
Organism: Monopterus albus (swamp eel)
Lineage: Eukaryota; Metazoa; Chordata; Actinopteri; Synbranchiformes; Synbranchidae
Product: roundabout homolog 2-like
Exons: 1
Biological process (GO): cell-cell adhesion
Source: RefSeq, a predicted model, not a curated record
GGUCCCGGGCACGGUUUGAAGACAGCAUACCUCGGAUUGUGGAGGACCCAUCAGAUCUGAUUGUUUCCAAGGGGGAGCCCGCCACCCUCAACUGCAAGGCUGAGGGCCGACCCCCUCCCAGUAUAGAGUGGUAUAAAGAUGGUGAGCGUGUGGAGACGGACAAGGAUGACCCCCGUUCUCACCGCAUGCUCCUCCCUAGUGGCUCCCUGUUUUUCCUCCGCAUCGUUCAUGGACGACGGAGUAAGCCAGAUGAAGGCGUGUACACCUUUGUGGCCCGCAACUACCUGGGAGAGGCCGUUAGCCGUAAUGCUUCACUGGAAGUCGCCA